CUGGAGGUCGCUCUGGCCCUGCGCCACAUGCACGGCCUCCACAUGGUGCAUUGCGACCUCAAGCCCCAGAACGUGCUGCUCAAGAGCUCGCCCAGGGACCCGAGGGGCUUCACGGCCAAGCUGUCGGACUUCGGACUGGCCAAGAUGAUGGCGCACGACGAAGAGGGGCAGCUGGUCAUUGACGAGGCGUUGAAUUCAGGCCAGAAGCAGCUGACCGCCAGCAUCGACAUGUUCGCCUUCGGCAUCCUCCUGUGGCAGAUGGUGUGCGGCACCCGACUGUACCAGGGGCUCAACACCAAGCAGAUCAUCCGGGGGGUGGUGCGAGAGAACCUGAGACCGGUGUUCCCGGCCUGGGUGCCCCUGGAGUACAGGCGGUUGGCGGAGCGCUGCUGGCACGCCACCCCGUCGGAGCGCCCCACGGCCAGUGCCGUUGUGGCGGAGCUGGAAGCUAUG
Molecule: messenger RNA, 453 nt
Organism: Volvox carteri f. nagariensis
Lineage: Eukaryota; Viridiplantae; Chlorophyta; Chlorophyceae; Chlamydomonadales; Volvocaceae
Exons: 3
Biological process (GO): protein phosphorylation
Molecular function (GO): protein kinase activity; ATP binding
Source: RefSeq, a predicted model, not a curated record